CUCAGCGCCCAGUCAGCGAUUGACUCAGUCAGUAGUAGGGAUCUAGGAUUUCUACUUGUCAGUGACUCUCUGGCGUCGCUAUCAAGUGUGACUCCCCAUCGAAAAUGUCAAAGUUGGAGCAGAUCCUUGUUCUUGACCCUUCGUCUGACCUCAGAUUUAAAGGGCCCUUUACAGAUGUAGUCACCACCAACCUGAAACUGAAGAACCCGUCUGAUAGGAGAGUAUGUUUCAAAGUGAAGACAACAGCGCCACGCAGGUACUGCGUACGGCCAAACAGUGGCAUCAUCGACGCCGGGGCCACCGUCACAAUAUCUGUAAUGCUCCAGCCCUUUGACUAUGACCCGAAUGAGAAAAGUAAACACAAAUUCAUGGUGCAAACAAUCUUUGCUCCUACAAACUCAUCUGACAUGGAUUCAAUGUGGAAAGAUGCAAAAACCGAUGACCUCAUGGAUUCCAAGCUGAGAUGUGUCUUUGAACUGCCUUCUGAAAACGAUAAAGUGGUCAGCAGCUCAGAGACUGGGGAGGGUAGAUCCUUGUCUAAAGCUGGCUGGGGGUUAGCCACCCCGAGGCAGGCAGACAGGCAGGCCUCCAUGUUCUCUGGGGAGCCAGGCUAUGAGGGGGGCUCUCGUCUGCCCCCCAGAGCCACUCCUGGCUCUGAAUUCCGCACCCCCUUCAGCAGCAGGUCAGGCCUGCCCCCCACCCCGUGCAGCGUUAGCAACAGGAGUGACCUGCAGGGAUUCAGGACAGCCCCCAGCUCUGAGGUUAAAGUGAGGAGCAGGAUGCAGAAUGAUGUGGACGCCCCCGUGGUGAACUCUGCCAAGGCUGAAGGGCCCUUGGUGGCGGCGGCGACGGCCAAGCCUGUCAGCGCCUCGCUGGACGACACGGAGAUGAAGAAGCUGCUGGAGGAGUGCAAGAGGCUGCAGUCUGAGAUGGGGAAACUGGCCGAGGACAACCGGCAACUCAAGGAUGAUGGUAUUAGAAUGAGAAAGGCCCCACGCUCCGACCACAUGACAUCAAACGCUACCACCUUCCUUGGCCGAGAAACAAGCACCGCCUCACUUCCUUCCCUCCUCGUUGUCAUAGCAGCCAUCUUCAUCGGAUUCUUCCUAGGGAAGUUCAUCUUGUAGACUGGGAGACGCAUGCCUGCUGUAUCCCCCACCCUGGCUCCGGAACCCAAAGGCCUGGAUUAACCAAGAAGUCUUGUUUGUUGACUUUGCCAUAUCAUUGGUAGUGCGGCCUACAGUGAACACGUCUGUACAGCAUCAUAUGAGGGCAUCGCCUUUUUACAAUCUCUCACACGGUUAGAACACAUGCAGAAAGGAGAAAGAAUGAAAAAGAGUGCUCCUUUUUUCUUUUCUGUUUUUGAUAGAUAGAUGGACAGGUUUGUGGAGGUUUUGAAGAAAGGUGUACACUAUCAAUCAACAUGAAGGACUGUUGCUAUGCACCUAGAGUGACCUUGGUGAGAAGCAGUCAAAUAAAAUAAUCGUUUUCUCUCUCUCUGUCGUUUUAAUAGGAGUUGAAUGGAAUGUUAAGUGUCUUGUAAAUGUUAUUUUAAUCCUUUUAACAAAAGGAAAGAACUUCCAUCAAUAAGACCUUGCUACCUGUUGCUGGAUUGCCUCUGAAAUCAACUUAAUUUGUUCAGUUUGUAAUUUCUACUUUCUCUUGGGGAAUGUUUUGAGUCCAGCUGGGGAUAUAGGUGCCUCCUUUCUUGUACAUUUCUGUCCUUUCCUAUCCCUGACAAUACCAAUGCAGACUUUAUAUUAUUAUUAAUAUUAUUAUUGUUUUUUUUUUCUCAAUACAAAUCAUAUAUCCCUUUUAUGAGGCAAAUGUUGACUGAAAAUAAGGUCUCCAUUAUUAAAUCCUGUCCCAUGGUAUUAAGCAUUGAAGAAAAUAAAACAGAAAAAAAUGUG
Molecule: messenger RNA, 1910 nt
Organism: Osmerus eperlanus (European smelt)
Lineage: Eukaryota; Metazoa; Chordata; Actinopteri; Osmeriformes; Osmeridae
Gene: vapal
Product: VAMP (vesicle-associated membrane protein)-associated protein A, like
Exons: 7
Coding region: 105-1127 (340 amino acids)
Biological process (GO): neuron projection development
Cellular component (GO): plasma membrane; endoplasmic reticulum membrane
Molecular function (GO): FFAT motif binding
Source: RefSeq, a predicted model, not a curated record